CAGACGAGCUCCUGCGAGUCAUGUGAUUAUUUCAGGAAGAAAUGCAGUCGCUGCAAGCAACAUUUUGAGAGUUGCAUUAUAACUAACUUCAAGUUUUCUUUUAUAAAAACAUUAAGUAGUAAAAGAAGGGAAAAUGUUAAAUGUAAAAAGAGUUGUGUUGCGCUCUCGACCAGGCAAAGAUGGUCUUCCGGUUCCAGAGAAUUUCCGUGUAGAAGAGAUUAUGAAAUCACCCGAGCUGAAGGAAGGACAAGUGUUAGUCCGCACACUCUUCCUCUCAGUUGACCCUUACAUGCGCUGUCGCAUGAACGAUGAUACUGGAGCUGACUACCUGUUGCCAUGGAGAUUAGGGGAGGUUGUGGAUGGAGGUGGAGUUGGUGUAGUGGAGGCCAGCAAGAAUCAGGCAUUAUCUGCGGGCAUUACUGUCACCUCAUUCAGCUGGCCUUGGCAGACCUACAAUGUGAUGGAUGGCAGCCUUUUGCAAGAGGUUGACCCAGAGAUGGUCGAUGGUCACCUGUCACAUGUUCUAGGGGCGGUGGGCAUGCCUGGCCUCACUGCUCUUUUAGGUGUGAGAGAGAAGGGUCAUGUGACUCCAGGAAGCCACCAGACGAUGGUCAUCAGUGGAGCAGCUGGAGCUUGUGGGUCGAUUGCUGGACAGAUCGGCAGACUGGAUGGCUGUGAGAGAGUCGUGGGGAUUUGCGGCUCUGAGCAGAAAUGCCAGGCUUUGGUAACAGAGCUGGGUUUUACAGCAGGGAUAAACUACAAAAAAGGAGAUAUCAGCUCAGCGCUGAGAGAGCACUGCCCCGCAGGCAUUGAUAUAUACUUUGACAACGUAGGGGGUCCCAUCAGCGAUGCUGUUAUAUCACAGAUGAAUCCCGGUGGUCAUGUGAUCUUGUGCGGCCAAAUAUCACAGUACAAUAAGGAUGUGCCUUACCCACCUCCUCUUAGUGAGGAUACCCAAAAAGCUCUGUGUCACAAAAACAUCACAAGGGAGAGAUUUGUUGUAUUGAACUACAUAGAGAAGCAUGCAGAAGGUCUUGUGCAGCUCAGCCGCUGGGUAAAGACGGGCCAGAUAAAGGUGUUGGAAACUGUUGUAAAUGGUAUAGAAAACAUGGGAGAGGCGUUCUGCUCCAUGAUGACUGGAGGCAAUAUCGGUAAACAAGUUGUCAAAAUUACAGACUGAGUCAAACAUCUGCAUCUGGAGGCCUUGUGGAGGGGGUGCAGUCAUUAUAAAUCUGGGCUGGUAACCGAAAGGUUUCUAAAAAGGACUCUCAGAAAGACAUUUGAGGUUUCUCCAGUGGGACUGUCCCUUUAAGUGUGCUGUAAGUCAUUUGAAUAAAGGCAUCAGCUAAGUUGACCUAAUAUGUUUAAAAUAAAAUUAAAGGGAUUAGUUCACCCCCCCAUUUUUUUUUUUUUUUUUUUUUUUUUGUGGUCAUUGUUAUGUCACCCUCAUGUCGUUCCAAACCUGUAUAUGUUUCUUUCUUAUGUUGAACAUAAAAGAAAAUAUUUUGAAGAAUGCUGGUAAUCAAACAGUUGAUGGUCCCCAUUGACUUCCAUAGUAUUUCUUUCCCAACUCUGGAAGUCAAUGGGGACCAACAGCUGUUUGGUUCUUCAACAUUAUUCAAAAUAUCUUCUUUUGUGUUCAACAUAUGAAAGAAACUGAUACAGGUUUGGAACAACACAAGGGUAAAUGAUGACAAAAUUGUUAUUUUUGUGUGAACUAGUCCUACAGUUUAAAUUAAAAUAAAUGUGAUAAUGUUUGCCUUGCUCUAAGUGUCAAUUUUAAAAUAAAUUUAGUGUCAGUUUUUGGUAAUAUAUAGAUAGUUUCAAGCACUGUUUGAGGUUUAACACUGAAGAUGCACAUAUAUAGUUUGUUAACAAGUACUGGGGAAGUUCCUUAUGUUCACCAUGCAGCAUUUAUUUGAUUUAAAAAAAAACAUUUAAAAUAACUGAUCCCAUUUUUAUAAAUAUUUUAAAAUGUAUUUUUUUCCUGUGAUGGCCAAUCUUAUUUUUCAGCAGUCAUUACUCCAGUGUCAAAGGAAAAAAGGAAACAACAAAAUAUGUCACAAUAUGAAACCCCUUUACUUUGUUGUACAUAAAUACAGCCAGAUAAAUCAAUUCCAAUGCAAUUUGAUUCAGAGUUGCAGAAACAUGACAGAUAUAAAUUGAGGUAAUUUCAUGUGGGCAAACAACAUUGUCAACAUUGUAAAACAGAAUAAAGAAUCUAUUUUUGGCCGUAUUUUGUGGUGAAGCCAAUUGUUAAAAGAGAAUUCUGAUUAAACUCCAAGUAAAUAUGUAUUCAUUGUUCACUGAAAAGAAACUAUUUUGUGGCUUCCACAAAACAAAUGUGAACGGCACUUUCCGACAUGAGUGGAACUACAAAAGCCACGUGACCCAAAGAAUGCCCAUAAAACAGUGCAGAACAACUGGAAGGAAUAUACAUUACAAUAUCAAUGUGGAUGAAUACAAUAACAUAAUUAAAAAAAGAAAUACAGUACUUAAACCCAAAUCACAUAUAAGCAGAUAUUUCAUCAUCAAACAUUCAAAGUCCUAUUGGUUCACCACAAAUCUAGAUUAACAUACCGAGUAAAUGUGGAAUCUUCUAAAAAGGUUCGUUCUCACUAUUAUGCGCCUUAAAAUGGCAACAAAACUCUUUUUUUAAAAUAACAUUCAGGGCAGUGAAAGACAAACUAGAGCAGCCUAUUGUUCAAGUCUUUACUUUCCUGAGAGUCAACAGGAAUGUCAGUGAAUCCACCAGAAACUCUUGUCACAGCUCUUUCUGUCAUCUGUCAAGUGGAUUAUGAGGGCAAAAAAGACAGACCUCAAUGGCAACACAGAGUUGCUUUUCAAACUAACUGAUGGGCAUUGUGUUUGUGUGGCCUGCAACUGUGAAAAACCAACUAUAAAAGAGCUGCUUCAAAACAUUUCUCUAAUAAACAUGCAAUAGAAUGCACAUUUGACUAUU
Molecule: messenger RNA, 2962 nt
Organism: Cyprinus carpio (common carp)
Lineage: Eukaryota; Metazoa; Chordata; Actinopteri; Cypriniformes; Cyprinidae
Gene: ptgr2
Product: prostaglandin reductase 2
Biological process (GO): prostaglandin metabolic process
Molecular function (GO): 15-oxoprostaglandin 13-reductase [NAD(P)+] activity
Source: RefSeq, a predicted model, not a curated record